AUUCAAAGUAAUAUACAUUAUUAUACUUUGCUUACACACCAUUUUUUGCAUAAUUUUUUGUCUUGAUAAAUAUAUUUUCGCAUUUUUUGUGCACGAAACUCGUGUUUAAUACAACUGAGAAUCAUUAGAAUUAUUAACAUUAUUAAAAUAUCGAUAAAGAACUGUUCCAUAAGCAAUUAUACAACCACAGGACAGAUAUUGUUUUUCUUCAAUUAGCAAAGCAAUUGUUCAUUUGCGAAACGUCGUUUUCACUUUACCAAGGUCGCUAUGGAUCAAGACGACGUUUUAACGAUAUUAAAAAUUUUGAUGAUAGGUGAGACUAACGUAGGGAAAUCCAGUAUUUUACUGAGGUUCAUAGAAGAUGAAUUUAACGACACUAUGCAAAAUACCGUUGGAAUGGAUUAUAAAUCGAAAAAAAUUACAAUUGAUGGCAACACAGUUAAAUUAGCCAUUUGGGAUACUGCUGGGCAAGAAAGGUUUCGUACAUUAACACCUAAUUAUUAUCGAGAUGGUCAAGGAGCUAUUUUAGUAUAUGAUGUUACAGAUAGAAGCACAUUCACGAAGCUAGAAAUGUGGCUAAAUGAAUUAUAUACAUAUUGUAAUAAAACAGACAUCGUAAAAAUGGUAGUAGGUAAUAAAAUUGAUCUUCCAGACAGACAAGUUAGUACCGCGGAGGGCUUACAAUUUGCAAGAAGACAUCAAACACUUUAUAUUGAAAGUAGUGCAAAAACUGCAGAUGGUAUUAAAUGCUGCUUUGAAGAACUUGUACAAAAGAUUAUUCAAACACCAGGUUUAUGGGAUUCGUAUGCUUACAAACCUUUUUACACUGCUAAUGGUGUAAGUGGACCAAGGAAUCGUACAGGUAGAAGAGGAUUAAAAUUGACAGAUGAUUAUGAACCAGAUAAUAGCUACUCAAGCUGUUAUUGCAAUUUAAUAUAAUUUAUAGGAAAAGAUCAAAUUGUAAACUGUCGUAAAUAAUA
This is a messenger RNA of Ceratosolen solmsi marchali, 980 nucleotides long. RefSeq names its product RAS oncogene family member Rab18. The transcript has 4 exons. The coding region runs from base 268 to 939 and encodes 223 amino acids. NCBI's taxonomy places the organism in Eukaryota, Metazoa, Arthropoda, Insecta, Hymenoptera, Agaonidae. The record is from RefSeq and is a predicted model, not a curated record. Gene Ontology annotation, molecular function: GTP binding; GTPase activity.